Caretta caretta (loggerhead turtle) is the source of this 2721-nucleotide messenger RNA. RefSeq names its product carbonic anhydrase 3. Gene Ontology annotation, cellular component: cytoplasm; cytosol. NCBI's taxonomy places the organism in Eukaryota, Metazoa, Chordata, Testudines, Cheloniidae. Gene Ontology annotation, molecular function: zinc ion binding; carbonate dehydratase activity. The record is from RefSeq and is a predicted model, not a curated record.
CAGAGGCGGCGGAGGGCGCGGGGGGCGGGGGGGGGGCAGCAGGGGAGUCCAGGGGAUCGCUCUCUCCGCCCCCUGCGCGCCGGCCAGGCGCCCCCGCCCCCUCUCUCCCUCUCCCCCCCGACCGGCCUCAACGGGGGCUCGGAGUUGGCGGGAGCCUAUAAAAGCCCCUGGCGGAGCCGGCCGGAGCAGCCCGGGCACAGAGUGCGGAGACCCCGCGCCGAGAGCAUGGCCCAGCAAUCCUGUCAGUGGGGCUAUGACAGUGACAACGGACCUGAGUACUGGCACAAAUAUUACCCUAUUGCCAAAGGAGACAAUCAGUCACCUAUUGAAAUCAAUUCCAAAGAGGUCCAUUAUGAGUCCUCUCUUCUGCCUUGGUGUGUUGGAUAUGAUCCUGUGGGAGCUAGGACCAUAGUGAACAAUGGGAGAACCUGCAAAGUUGUGUUUGAUGACACUUUCAAUAGAUCAGUGCUGAGAAAUGGGCCACUCCCAGGUAUCUACAGACUGCGUCAACUUCACUUUCAUUGGGGUUCUUCUAAUGAUCAUGGCUCUGAGCACAUUGUGGAUGGAGUGAAAUAUGCGGGAGAGCUUCAUUUGAUACACUGGUAUUCAAAAUACAGUAAUUACGCUGAAGCUUUGAGAAACUAUGAUGGUGUGGCUAUUUUGGGUAUUUUUCUGCAAGUAGGAAAAACUCCCAAACCAGAGAUGAAGAGAAUUCUUGAAGAAAUAAAUGGUAUUAAAACAAAGGGAAAAGAGGCUCCUUUUUCAAACUUUGAUCCAUCAAUUCUUUUUCCUAAAUCUUGGGACUAUUGGACAUACCAUGGCUCCUUGACUGAACCUCCUUGUGAUGAGUGUGUUACCUGGAUUCUUUUGAGGGAACCUAUUAUUGUCAGCCCAGACCAGAUGGCAAAGCUCCGUAGCCUUUCCAUCAAUGCUGAGACGGAACCUGCUCGCCCCCUGGUGGAUAACUGGCGCCCUCCUCAGCCUCGGCAUUUCAGGAUGGAAGUAAUGCUUACGAAGGUUAUGAAAUGUGUACUAUGCAUACAGAGUAUGCAUGUUUCCAAGUUUAAUGUCCCAGGACCAGAUCACUUCUUUCCUUAUUAAAGUCAGUAAAAGAGGGAAUCUUCCUUGUUAUUUACCAUAAGGUUGAGUGCAGUGUCUGUUCCUCCCAUCCUCCCCUCAAUUGCAAGAUGAUGGCAGAACAGAGAUGAGACCUCCAAUACUGUUGUAGUCAUGGAUCUGGUCCCAAACAUGAAUCAUUUGCCAUCACAAAUCAAGUCUCCCUGUGCGUUUUGUGGUACUGCCAACUCAAAAACUAUGAGUCAGACCCCCCAAAAUCACAAGAAUUGUUUUAAAAGAUUAUAUUGGGGGUGAGGGUUGGCUUGUCUUUUGAUUUUUGAACUCCCCCUGCCCAUCCCUGGUGAGUGUCAGCGGCAAUUUGUAUUGCUCACUCCCACAUUUUUUGGGUAAGGUAAUUUUGCUGCCUUCCAGUUCAAAGCCCCCCCACCCGACCCAGUUCAGCUUGUCCCUGAACCCCCAUCAGUUCAUCCCAGUGCAGAAAGCCCCCCUCAGUUCAGCCUGUCACCAACCCCUCCAGUUCAGCCUGUCUCCACCCCCUCAGUUUAGCCCAUUUCCCCAUCUCCCUCAAAAGGUGGCUCCUAUCUCCAGUCAAAACUGGCAACUUGCCCCAUGCAUCAAAAAGUGAGGCUUCAAAUCUACAAAUGCCCUUUCACCAAAUCUUGUUUGGCUUUCCCUUGAAAUAUGUGUUAACUACUGAUAUUAAACAAUCUGUUCCACCUUGUAUUUAGCUGUGACACUCUCAGUACGUUUCCCGGACCUGAAGACGAGCUCUGUGUAAGCUCGAAAGCUUGUCUCUCUCACCACCAGAAGUUGGUCCAAUAAGAGAUAUUACCUCACAAACCUUGUCUCUCUAAUAUCCUAAGACCAACGCAGCUAUAACAACACUCGAUUCUAUACCUGUACAUGUGAGAAUUGUUUGACUUAGAACAAGUUUUAAAAGAGCACCCUUUUCAGUGGUGUUCAGCUGUGCAGUUUAAUAUAUAUGCAAAACACGUAUGUAAUAGAAUCAAAUAGGAUAGAGCCCAAAGUCUGAUGGCUGGUGCCAAAGUGGUUGCACAGGGGGAGAGAGAGAAAUUAUAAAACUGUGUCCCCACCCGUGAUGUUUUCCCAGAUUGGCCUGUAGAUGGCAGCAAAAGUACAAGAACAAGAGCUAAUGCACUGAACCUGCCUUCACUGAACUCUAUAGGCAAACUCUCAUUGACGUAAGUGAUGCAGGAUCAAUCACCACUGUAUGCAUCUGAUGAAGUGAGCUGUAGCUCACGAAAGCUCAUGCUCAAAUAAAUUGGUUAGUCUCUAAGGUGCCACAAGUACUCCUUUUCUUUUUACAUUAUCCUGGCGGCAGACAGAACUCCUUGUUUAACAGCAGUGAUAUUUUAUUUCAGCCUGUCAUUGGGUUUCCAUCUUAAAAAGGCAGGAUAGACAUUGCAUUGGAAUCCACAAAAGGGCGGUGAGGACCUGACUUUAGAAAAUCAAAUAGUUAAUUUGACAUUGACAAUAGUAUUUUCCUUCCAUAAUCUGCAUAGUAGCACAUGUUGGUUACUAUAAUGCAUUUAAAUUUAAGAUACACUGUUAUUCUUAGCAAUGAUGCUUGCAAAUAGGAAAUGUGGAAGUUUCAUGUAGAAAUAUAUUGUAUAUUCUACAGUU